Molecule: messenger RNA, 2358 nt
Organism: Neohortaea acidophila
Lineage: Eukaryota; Fungi; Ascomycota; Dothideomycetes; Mycosphaerellales; Teratosphaeriaceae
Product: P-loop containing nucleoside triphosphate hydrolase protein
Exons: 1
Coding region: 1-2358 (785 amino acids)
Biological process (GO): ribosome biogenesis
Cellular component (GO): nucleus
Molecular function (GO): ATP binding; nucleic acid binding
Source: RefSeq, a predicted model, not a curated record
AUGGCGGACGAUGGCAUGCUCCUCAACUUCGAGCUGCCGUCCGGUGCCUUCACCCCCAAGGAGACCUUCCGCGGUGGAAAAUGGACGGAUCGACUGAAGGCGAAGAAAUCCGCCGAUGUACGACAGAAGCGCACCGCCGGCCAUUUUUCGCGAAGCAUCCCCAAGUUCGGGGAGGUGCGGAGCGAGGACGAGGAGCUUAUUGUGCCUGGUGGACCGCCUAGCAAACGCGCGAGAACUGGUGAUGUGGAACAUUCGAGGCCGCGGGAUCCGACUUAUGGACAUCAAACGAGCGGAAAGCCGUCUCAGAGCGCUGCGAAGGGUAUGACUGGAGAAGUGAUCUCCUCGCUAUUUACAUACAAUCCGAAGUCCGUGGUGCCUUCGACCAAAACCGUGCAAGACGAGAGCACGGAGCCGUCGAAUGCGCCUCUCAACAACGAGCUCGACACCUUCACCAGUCUAGGCCUUUCCUCGACUCUGGCGAACCAUCUCCUUAAAAAGCUCGAAAUCAAAGCGCCCACCGCCAUCCAACGCAAAGCUAUUGAGCAGCUGUGCCGCUCCGAUACUGACGCCUUCGUCCAAGCCGAGACGGGAUCGGGCAAAACGCUGGCCUACCUGCUCCCAAUCGUGCAACGUAUCAACGCCAUUUCGCAAGGCAUGAAGGACGCUGGGCAGACGUUCAACCGGGAAAGCGGCUUGUUUGCUCUCGUUCUUGCGCCGACGCGAGAACUUGCCAAGCAGAUCAAUACCGUGCUCGAAAGUCUGCUAAUAUGCUGUCACUGGAUUGUUGGCGGCAUUGUCAUCGGCGGCGAAAAGAAGAAGUCCGAGAAGGCUCGCUUGCGCAAAGGCAUGAAUGUCCUUGUCGCCACGCCGGGCCGAUUGGCGGAUCAUCUCGAGCACACCGAAGUCCUGGACGUGAGUCGGGUUCGAUGGCUCGUGCUUGAUGAGGGCGAUCGAUUGAUGGAGCUGGGCUUCGAGGACGACAUUCAGCGGAUUGUGAGCGUGAUGAAUUUGCGGAGUAAGAAGACGCUUCUACAGCCUAUUCCUGGCCUGCCGGAGCGGAGGACUACGGUGAUGUGUUCGGCGACGCUGAAAGCGGACGUGGACCAUCUCAAAACCAUCACGCUCAAGGAUCCCAUUUCCAUCUCGGUCGAUCCUGCAGAGGCAAGAUUUGAUCAAGAUGGUGCUGUCAUGGAGCAGGCAUUUUCAGCACCGGCCCAGCUGAAGCAAGGCUAUGCGGUCGUCCCGCCGAAACAGCGACUCGUUGCUUUGGUCGCGAUGCUGAAGCAGACGUUCAAGAGAAAGGGCAGUGUGAUGAAGUGCAUCACCUUUAUCAGCUGCGCCGACAGCGUCGACUUCCACUUCGACAUCUUCACCCGAGCGGACCCAGAUGCAACGACAGAGGGCAAAGAGGAUCCCACCACAACAGCCGAGAGCGAUCCUCCCUCGAAAUCGUCCAAAGCCAAACCCGGGCACAUAGCACAAGGCAACACAAUUUCCGAAACCCGCACCCAAGGCCCGGGUCUCUCCUUCUCCACGAAAGAAAACGGAGUGCAGGUCUUCCGCCUCCACGGCUCCUUGCAACAAGCCACCCGCACCAGCACCCUCAAAGCCUUCACCAAGUGCGCCGAGCCAUCCCUCCUCGUCUGCACCGACGUCGCAUCUCGUGGUCUUGAUCUCCCGAACGUCGACCUCGUCAUCGAGUACGAUCCACCAUUCAGCAAGGAAGACCACCUCCAUCGUAUCGGGCGAACAGCACGAGCGGGCAAAGACGGCAGAGCCGUGAUCUUCCUCAUGCCAGGCUGCGAAGAAGGGUACGUCGAAGUCCUAAAAGAAGGCCGCCCACGAAACCUCACUCGCCACGACGCCGAAGACAUCCUGAAGAAAGGCUUCGCCGCCACGUCCGGCGUCGUCAGCAACAACCGCGAUUGGGAGGAUCGCGCGACGGAGUGGCAGCUCGAGCUCGAGCGCUGGGUGCUCGACAACCCGCAACGCCUGGAGCAGGCGCGCCGCGCUUUCCAGAGCCAUGUCCGCGCUUACACCACGCACGUCGCUGCUGAGCGCGGGUACUUUGAUUUCCAGCAGAUGCAUUUGGGCCAUUUGGCCAAGGCUUUUGCGCUGCGAGAUAAGCCGGGGAGUCUGCGGGUGCCUGGUAUGCGGCCGCGGAGCGAUGGAACGGCAAGUAAGGGGAAAGAGGCACGCAGGUCGAAGGCUGCGAACGGCGCUGCUGCUGGUCGCUCAGCGAGGACUGAUGGGGUGGAGGUCGAGUCGAACAGAAAUACCGAUGAGGCCGAGGGGAGGCGCAAGAUGCACGCGAAGAUGCGGAAUCUGGGUGGUGCGUCGGAGUUCAAUCUUGGCUGA